AUACAUGCAUGGUUGAACUCUCUAAGGAUAUCAAUCAGGAUGCAAACAACAUAAGUAAACAUAUUAAGGAUGCUUUUGGAGAAUCAUGGCAAGAGGUUCUUUGUGAUGGAAAGCUUUCAGAAGGAACAAUUGAACCAGGAAGUCCAGCAGUGCUUAUUAUAAGCGUCUCUGCGUUGAAGUCAUUGGAACUUCUCAGAGGCUUGAAAGAUAUACCAAAAAAAUGCCGUCCAGCAAAGCUUUUUGCAAAGGGCAUAUGAAAGGAAGAGCAGGUUGAAUUGCUAAGGAACCGAGUGAAUAUUGCAAGUGGUACACCAAGCAGGAUAAAGAAGUUAGUUGAUAUGGAUGCUUUAAUUCUUUCACGCUUAGCCGUGAUCAUCCUCGACAUGCGAAGCGAUGCCAAGGGCUAUUCUCUUCUUACCCUUCCGCAAGUUAGUGCUGAAUUCUGGGACUUAUAUAGAGUUCACUUCAAUGAAAGAAUUCUUCAAGGUAGAACAAGGAUCUGUUUUUACGGUUCAGCUGAACUUAGAAAUCCAAAGAAAGCAAUAAGUGAUUACUAAUCGCUGCUGUAUAAUGUUCCAUGCACUUUCCAAGCUCUCA
Molecule: messenger RNA, 597 nt
Organism: Dendrobium catenatum
Lineage: Eukaryota; Viridiplantae; Streptophyta; Magnoliopsida; Asparagales; Orchidaceae
Product: protein CMSS1-like
Exons: 7
Cellular component (GO): nucleus; 90S preribosome
Source: RefSeq, a predicted model, not a curated record